This is a messenger RNA of Mirounga angustirostris (Northern elephant seal), 5781 nucleotides long. RefSeq names its product Sp2 transcription factor (gene SP2). NCBI's taxonomy places the organism in Eukaryota, Metazoa, Chordata, Mammalia, Carnivora, Phocidae. Gene Ontology annotation, biological process: regulation of transcription by RNA polymerase II. The transcript is spliced from 7 exons. Gene Ontology annotation, molecular function: RNA polymerase II cis-regulatory region sequence-specific DNA binding; DNA-binding transcription factor activity, RNA polymerase II-specific. The record is from RefSeq and is a predicted model, not a curated record. The coding region runs from base 2804 to 4789 and encodes 661 amino acids.
GCUCUGAGCAGAGGAGUACCAUGAAGUGUGGAUAGGUUUCAUUCUGGAUGCAUGUUGCGAAUAGGCUGAUGGGAACAAGGUCAGAAGUCCAGAUAGGAGGUUUUUGCAUUUAACCAGGGGAGAGAUGAUGCAGACCUGAAUCUGGGUGAUAACAAGAGGUGGUGGUGAGAGCAGUCCGAUGCUGAAUAUAUUUUGAAGGUAGAACCUAAAGUGUCUGCUGACUGUCAGAUGUAGAGUGUGGAAAAUAAGAAGGGGCAAGGAUGACUUGCAGGGUUUUUAGCACCAAACCGCUAGAAGGACAGAAUUCCAACCCCUACAUGAGGAAGUUUGAAGGAGACACAGAAUUAGAGCGAUAUCAGUGGCUAGUUAGAUUUGAGAUGCUUGUUAACAUAUCCAUGUGGAGAUGUCACUAGGCAGUUGGAUAUACAAGUCUGCAGAUAUAAAUUUGGAAGUCAUCAUUACGUAGAACCUAUGUACUGUUGGUUUUUAAAGCUGUGAGGCUAGAUGAAAUCACCCAGGAAACAGGUGUAAACAGAAGAAAGGUAAAUGCUGAGACGGUACCCUGGGGCCGCCCAACCAAUUAGAAUUUGAGGAGAGGAGCACCCAGCAAAGGAAUCUUCGAAGAAGUAGCUAGAGAGGUAGGCCAACCUGGCAAGUGUGUCCUAGAAGCCAAGUGGAGAAGUGUUUCAAGAAGAAAGGGGUCUGCUGUCAGAUCAACACACAGAAUGAGGCCUGAGAAUUAACUGUUAGACUUAGCAACGUGAGGUCACUGGUGGUCUCUGUGGCAUGGCAAAACCUGGAGCAGUUCCAGGAAUGGCAGGAGAGGAAUUAGGGGCAGCAAUUAUGGGUAACUGGCAAGGGGUUUUGCUUGAAAUGGAGAGAAAUAAUGGAACUUAGCUGAUGUAGGGAAUUUUAACUUCUUAAUGAAAUGGUGGGCCCACAUAAGGGUCCUGGGCUGAGGCCGGGGUCAAAGUUGGGCGCAGGGAAGGCUCCUAAAGUGUCUGGAUAGAGACAAAAUCUUCUUUUCCACCCUCCUCCUCUGGCCUGAGGCAUUAGCCAGCUUAGCCAGCUGCCACCCACAGUGUCCUCCUGAAUUGGAAGUCAGUGAAGUUCCUUUUGCCCGUAUUGAGCUCUUCUGUAUGGUUAUUACAGUGCUGGAGACUUGCUUCUCAGUGCUUUGGAGUCUUUAACUGCCAGUGUCACUGCUCCCUCCAUGCGGGCCAGUUCUCUUAGCUCAUUUAUGAACGCCCUUUGAGGUCCAGCUUUGUUCUCUUAAACCAGCCAUGGCUUGCUUUUCCCUUACCAGCUCUGAAUUCUUCCAGGCCAGGCAACUGGGAGAGACUGGGCUUAGACACUGUUUUGUUGGCUUCCGGCCCAGCUGCGCUGACCAAAAUAGCCAGCAGAAGGACUGUUUGUGCAGAGUGAAAUUCCUCCAGGGGAAAUAACAUAGCGCAUGGCCAAGAAAGCCAUGGUAGGAACCCAUGAGGCAAAGAAAAAAAAAAAAGCCAAGUACCCCCAAGGUCUGGCUAUGGAGUUUGACCCAAGUUCUCUCCAGAGGGAAAAGAGCUUCCUAAAGCCUCUUGUGGUAUUUCUUUGGACCCCUUCUCUCAUUCCUUGUGUCUCAGGAGUAGUGUUCUCAAGUGAAGGACCAGUGGAAUGGCCCCCAGUCUGAUGGCCAGGACUUCAGGGUCCUGUUGGAGGCCUCUUCCCGUUACUGGUGCUCCUUGAGCCAAACCAUGGAAAGACCUCUAGGACAGAUAGCACUCCCUGCUCUGUGAAGGGGGCUGUGGGGCCUGUGCAUUGGCAUAUAGCAGGGGCACCUGACCCAGACUCGGGGGGCUGGAAGGGAAGAGGUCAGGAAAGGUUUUGCCUGAGUGAGUUAUAAACCAAGCUCUGAGGACCGCCGUUGGCCAGAUAAAUGACAGAGAGCGCGUACACGCGUGCGCGCAAACUUGGGCUCCAAGUGAGAGAGGGCAGGGCAUAGUUCCAGAAAUGGAAAACACUGACGUGCCUGUGGGGAGAGUUGGAAGAGCAAGAGAUAAAGGAGAGGUGGAGGGGGGAAGGGCAGAUUGUUUUGGCUUUUACAAGCUUAUCAUAAGAUCAUCUGGAAGCUAUUGAAGGGUAUAAUCCGGAGUGGCUGGAUGGGAUUUGCAUGUUAAAGAUUCUUCUGACACUGAUAGUGGAGGCUGGAUUAGAGCGGGCAAGUCCAGAGGCUGGGGAGCCAUUUUGAAGGCUUUGGGCAGUAUUCCAGGCUGAGUGGAAGGUGGUUAAUGCCAGGGUCAUGGCGAAGGGGAUGGAGAGCAGUGAGUGGAUUGGAAAGAGGUUUAUAUUUAGGAGGUAGAAUCAUGAGGACUUGAUGAGUCAUUGGCGAUGAGGUUGACGUUCAGGUUUCCUUGUGAUUAGAAAUACCAGGGAGAGGCUGGUUGAACCAAAGACUCCUCCGGCCUGCGGGCGCUGAAGGACCCCUGGGUUGUGUGCUGGGGCGUGGUGUAGCAGUGCAUUGAAAACUGGCCUGGCCCACCCUGGGCACCCUCCUGUGAAUAUCGACAGAGACAUUAAGCCCAUGAUUAUUUAAAGGGGGGCGAGGGUUACCAGAGGGGUUAACCUCCUCUCAGGGGUCUGAGUAAAUGACACGCUGGAUCCGGAGUGGGCUCUCAAUAAAUUGCGCUGGGGAAAAAACAGGCUGAGACCUGAAGGGUGAGUAGGUGUUAGCUAGUAAAGAGAGAAGAGCUCUGAGCAAGGAAAGGGCAGCGGCAGAAAUGAAAACUGCAAGGAUCUGGAAGAGGGCCUGUGGAGGCUGGGGAUGAGAAAGCUGGGGAGAGAACGGGCAAAGGUGGCAGCUCAGUGUGGGCAGUCCUGUGGCCCAUCCAAGCGAAGGCCUGCAAAGGGCUCAGGAGACCGGCGCCACACACACCCCCUGGAGUCGUCAGUCUGCGGACGGUACCUGAAGCCUUAUCCACAGACCAGCAUGGCCGCUACUGCCGCUGUCAGUCCCAGCGACUACCUGCAGCCCGCCGCCUCCACCACCCAGGAUUCCCAGCCAUCUCCUCUAGCCCUGCUUGCUGCAACAUGUAGCAAAAUUGGCCCUCCCGCCGUGGAAGCUGCGGUGACCCCUCCUGCUCCCCCCCAGCCCACACCACGGAAACUCGUCCCCAUCAAACCUGCCCCUCUCCCUCUCAGUCCUGGCAAGAAUAGCUUUGGAAUCUUGUCCUCCAAAGGAAACAUCCUUCAGAUUCAGGGGUCGCAACUGAGUGCAUCCUAUCCUGGGGGGCAGCUGGUGUUCGCUAUCCAGAACCCCACUGUGAUCAACAAAGGGACCCGAUCAAAUGCCAAUAUCCAGUACCAGGCGGUCCCUCAGAUACAGGCGAGCAACUCCCAGACUAUCCAGGUACAGCCCAGUCUCACCAACCAGAUCCAGAUCAUCCCCGGCACCAGCCAAGCCAUCAUCAGCCCCUCACCAUCCAGUCACAAGCCUGUCCCCAUCAAGCCAGCCCCCGUCCAGAAGUCGAGUACGACCACCACCCCUGUGCAGAGUGGGGCCAAUGUGGUGAAGCUGACAGGUGGGGGCGGCAACGUGACGCUCACUCUGCCCGUCAACAACCUUGUGAACACCAGCGACUCCGGGGCCACCACUCAGCUCCUCACGGAGAGCCCCCCCACCCCACUGUCUAAGACUAACAAGAAAGCCAGGAAGAAGAGUCUCCCUGCCUCCCAGCCCCCUGUGGCUGUGGCCGAGCAGGUGGAGACGGUGCUGAUUGAGACCACUGCGGACAACAUCAUCCAGGCAGGAAACAACCUGCUCAUUGUUCAGAGCCCCGGUGGGGGCCAGCCCGCCGUGGUUCAGCAGGUCCAGGUGGUGCCCCCCAAGGCCGAGCAGCAGCAGGUGGUGCAGAUCCCCCAGCAGGCCCUGCGGGUGGUGCAGGCGGCAUCUGCCACCCUCCCCACCGUCCCCCAGAAGCCCUCCCAGAACUUUCAGAUCCAGGCGGCUGAGCCGACGCCUACUCAGGUCUACAUCCGUACGCCUUCUGGUGAGGUGCAGACGGUCCUUGUCCAGGACGGCCCCCCAGCAACAGCUGCAGCCCCCUCUGCCACCACGUGUAGCAGCCCUGCGUCCCGUGCUCCCCAUCUGAGUGGGACCAGCAGAAAGCACUCGGCCGCCAUCCUCCGGAAAGAGCGCCCCCUGCCAAAGAUCGCCCCCGCCGGGAGCAUCAUCAGCCUGAACGCAGCGCAACUGGCAGCCGCGGCCCAGGCCAUGCAGACCAUCAGCAUCAACGGUGUCCAGGUCCAGGGCGUGCCUGUCACCAUCACCAGCACCGGCGGGCAGCAGCAGCUGACGGUGCAGAACGUCUCCGGGAACAACCUGACCAUCAGUGGGCUAAGCCCCACCCAGAUCCAGCUGCAGAUGGAGCAGGCCCUGGCUGGAGAGGCCCAGCCUGGGGAGAAGCGGCGCCGCAUGGCCUGCACGUGUCCCAACUGCAAGGAUGGGGACAAGAGGUCCGGAGAGCAGGGCAAGAAGAAGCACGUGUGCCAUAUCCCCGACUGUGGCAAGACUUUCCGGAAGACGUCCUUGCUGCGGGCCCACGUGCGCCUGCACACCGGCGAGCGGCCCUUUGUCUGCAACUGGUUCUUCUGUGGAAAGAGGUUCACCCGGAGCGAUGAGCUGCAGCGGCACGCCCGCACGCACACAGGGGACAAACGCUUCGAGUGUGCCCAGUGUCAGAAGCGCUUCAUGAGGAGUGACCAUCUCACCAAGCAUUACAAGACCCACCUGGUCACAAAGAACUUGUAAGGCCAACUGAGGCAGGAGGCCCCGAAGACACAGUCCCUCAUCUGCGUCCUGCCUGGGCCCCUGGUGGAAAGGAGGUCCCCGGGCUGCCGUCGGCCCCUCCCUUCUGUUCUGCGACUGUCCCCCCAGGAAGGGGCUCCGCUGCCCCUACUCGCCUCCCUCUCAAGCCCCUCGGCUCCGCCCCGGCCCUCCCCUCUCACCUCGAGCUCCCGGCCUGCCCAGACCGUGGACGUUGGCCGUGCCCAAUGAGACGUUCUAAACCAGGACGAGUGGGAACCCUUAUUUCCAAAGGAAAAACAUGAAUUUCACUCCGUCGAGGAGCAAAGUGAGCCCCCCCAGUCCUCUCCCCCAACACUGCCGGAGUCGCAUUGUGCCAUCUCUCUCUCUCUCUCCCCCCCCGCCCCUCCCCAGCCCACCAGCCACCUCGGAUGCCCUGGGACCCUGCACCCAGGGCACCACUGGCACCCCCUUCCCCCCGGAGAGGCUCACGGGGCUGCCUCCACUCCACAUGCCCAGCCCUGCCACAGCUCUCCUCCAGCACAUUCCAACUUUCUAUUUAAAAAGUCAAGCUACCCACCGAUGCCCUCUUUUUCUAUGGAGAACGUUGCCUUAUACUCUACUUCAGAUGAUGAACACUGUGUAUUGUGUGUGCUUUAAAGUUUUAUUUAAUUGCUCCCUUCUUCCUGUCCUCGUUACUCACCUCCCCCACGCCUGCUUCAGUUUAGGGUUUGGGGGGCAAUGAAGAGCAUACGGAUUUUUUUUUCCCUCAUUCUAGCAAUUCUCUUUUCUAAAUGACACAGCAUUUCAACUCGAAUCUGGAUCCAGAUAAAAACACCUUCACCUCCUGACCCCUUCCCUCUCCCCCUCAUCCCACCCCAGCUGUGGCCCCAGCCCUACUCGUGUACAGUGUAUAUUGUAUAAUGGACAAUUGUGUCUACUACAUGUUUAAAAACAUAUUGCUUGUUAUUUUUGAGGCUUUUAAAUUAAACAAAAAU